Messenger RNA from Labrus bergylta (ballan wrasse), 2698 nucleotides. RefSeq names its product arfaptin-2. NCBI's taxonomy places the organism in Eukaryota, Metazoa, Chordata, Actinopteri, Labriformes, Labridae. Gene Ontology annotation, molecular function: phospholipid binding; protein domain specific binding. The record is from RefSeq and is a predicted model, not a curated record. Gene Ontology annotation, biological process: intracellular protein transport; regulation of Arp2/3 complex-mediated actin nucleation. Gene Ontology annotation, cellular component: trans-Golgi network membrane.
UUGGAUGCAGGGAUUUUCUGGAUCCGACCCUUCAUGGAGGCUGGCAGAUAACGCGAGCGCUGUGUGGGAAAUAAUCAUGGAUGUUGCAUUGAAUGAUAUCUGAACACAACGGUGCUUUCCCGUUGAAAAAUACCAAGUGGGGCUCUGUGUGUGAACGACGGGAUUUUCUCCCUCGGACGACUGGACUGGUCUCCAAUAUCAAGCUGCUGUAGUGGAGAGGAAGCUAGCUGUCAAGACAGCCACAUCAGCACCGCUGAUACUAGCCAACUACAUUAGCAUCAAUAUUUCAUUAUGGCUGACAGUAUCAUGAGUAAGGCUGCAACCAUGGAGAUCCCCAUUAACAGCAAUGGAGACACAGGGACUCUGCCUGAGGAUGACAGCCUGGAGCAGGAUUUGCAGCAAGUCAUGGUGUCAGGACCCAACCUGAAUGAAACCAGCAUCGUCUCAGGAGGUUAUGGAGGCCCUGCAGGGGGCAUCAUUCCUACCAGCAGCAUCAAAGACAUUCGCAUGAAAUCCAGGGGUGUUAGCUUGCCUAACAGCCAGUCUGCAGCCAGUCGACUUUCCCAGCAGGCAGGCCAGCAUCCAGGAUCAUCGAACCAUAACUUGAGUAAUUCAACUGAGGAAGUUUCUCGGGGUGUCGCUGUUGAGAAGUUGGACAGUGUAAAGAAAUGGGGCAUAAACACGUAUAAGUGUACAAAGCAGAUGUUCUCCGAGAGGUUUGGCCGAGGCUCCCGAACAGUAGACCUGGAGCUGGAGGCUCAGAUUGACUUGUUAAGAGACACCAAGAGCAAGUACGAAAACAUCCUGAGACUGGCCACUGCACUCAUCACUCAUUUUCAAAGCAUGGUGGAGACUCAACAGGCUCUGGGCGACACCUUCACUGACCUCAGCCAGAAGUCCCCUGAGCUGCAGGAUGAGUUCGGGUACAACGCGGAAACACAAAAGCUGUUGUGCAAGAAUGGUGAGGCUCUGCUCGGUGCCAUUAGCUUCUUUGUGUCAAGCAUCGACACCUUGGUCAACAAAACAAUGGACGAUACGCUGAUGACCAUCAGGCAUUAUGAAAACGCGAGACUAGAGUUUGAUGCCUAUCGGUCUGAUAUGGAGGAGCUGAGUUUGGGCCCGAGGGAUGCAGCCACCAUGGUCCGCAUCGAUAUGGCUCAGCAUGACUAUCAGAUCCACAGAGACAAAUUUGAAAGGCUGCGUAGCGAUGUCACCAUCAAGCUCAAAUUUCUGGAGGAAAAUAAGGUGAAGGUGAUGCACAAGCAGCUGCUUCUCUUCCACAAUGCUAUCUCAGCUUAUUUUGCUGGCAACCAGCAGCAGUUGGAACAAACUCUCAUACAGUUCAACGUGAAGUUAAAGCCGCCAGGAUCAGACAAGCCGUCCUGGCUGGAGGAGCAGUAGUGAAGACGUGCAAGGUUCAGCCGUUUGAGAUAUACAGAGACAUAUUGAUCAGUGACCAUUGUGGUUAGAGGGACAAGGAUUAAACCCAUAAAGGAAGAUACUGUAGGAUCAGUAGCUGCCAGUGAUAAAAGAAAAAACAUGACCCAUCCCUUUUAUAAUGUUUUUCAGUAUCACUUAUUACAUAGAUGUAACAACAUUUUUGGUUAUGAGAUGGGUUUUUUUAGUCACACAUGUACUUUUUAUUACUUUCUUUAGGCAAAGCACCCGUUUAUAAGAUAUCACUUCUUAUUUAUGUACAGUGUCGUCUUCUAUUUCUGUAGAAAGCCUCGGCAGUUUUGCACAUGAAUUAUGUUGUUGUUGUUUUUUUAUGUUGCCUAAAGUGUUAUCUAUAAUAUAUACUGAGUACAUCACAUUGGAGGAAUUCAACAAAUCUGAUUAGUUAAGAUAAGUUAAAUAAUGUCAAACAUGUCAUGAAAUCGCCUCAGAAAUGUCUGUUAUUUCUGAGGUUGCAUGUCUGAACCAUUUCCUCUCAAUUAAAUCAAGAUCAGAUCGUCAGACAAUCUUCCAAAGUUAAGCAGAUUUCGUUAUUGCUUUGUUGAAGAUCUGUCUGAAUGGCCAGUUUAGGCUUGACAUGGCCAGAGGGAAAUAUAUCAAGUGUGAAUAUGUAAGGAUUUUCUCUUCAGAUAUGUUCUUACUGAUAAUCAAGCACAGGCACUACUAUGUGUCUGGUGGACUUCAGAGUUUACAAAUGGAAAUAAGCCUCAACAGGAGAUGCUACACUUCUGUUCGACAUCGAUCCACGGUAGGGAUGCUUUGGUGACACAUUCAGUAAUUUAAUUAUCAUGAAACAAAUCAAUAAAUCAAACUGCAGCACAUAUUGAAAGUUUAAAUGACGGGAAAAUGACAAAUUCCUGUGAGACUCAUUUCUGACGUCUUUUUUUUUUUUUUUUACUUAACGGUGAAAGAAAAUUCUGAACACGACACCACAUGCAGUCUACGUUACAUUAUAAGUCUCAGCGUCUCCUCAAGUGCAGAAUGUAAGAGUAUAUUUAUUUACCAAUCUGUUAAUAAUAUCAUAUUUCUUUGUCCAUUCCUCUUCAGUUGUUGCCAUCUGAUUGUCCUUGUCUUGUUCUGCAUUUCCAAUAAAGUGCUGGAUGUUGUUUUCCCCUGACUGUGCAGCUGACACAGAUCUCAGUUGGAGAAUGGAUGCGCUCACAGAUUAUGUACAGAAAGCUCACAAUAUAUGUCAAAUGUAUGGCACCAGUAUGUACAUGAAAAUACAACGAUAUAUCUCUAA